AUGUGUGCCGAUGUGGAGGAGUGCGGUGGAGGCGCCGCCGGCAGCAAAGAGAUGGAGGAGAUCGUCGUCGGGCCUGUGUCGGACCUGGAUUUCGACUUCACGGUCGACGACAUAGACUUCGGGGACUUCUUCCUCAGGCUAGAAGACGACGACGGAGACGCGCUGCCGGACCUCGAGGUCGACCCUGCCGAAAUCUUCAUCACUGACUUUGAGGCAAUCGCCACCGCCGGCGAUGGCGUCAUGGACCAGGAGGUGCCCAGUGUCCUGCCCUUAGCAGACGCGGUGCACAUAGGCGCCGUGGAUCCGUGCUGUCCCGGUGUCGUCCUUGGCGAGGACAACGUCACAACGUGCGAAGAUGUGGUGGAAGAAGGGAAGGGAGAGUGCAACCAUGCCGAGGGCGAGGAGGUAGUCGUCAGUAAUGGUGACUCUGGUGAGGGCGGCUGUGAAACCGUUCUGGGCGAAAAGUCACCGUCUUCGACGACAUCGUCGUCGCAGGAGGCUGAGAGCCGUCACAAGUCGUCCAACAAGCACUCCCACGGGAAGAAGAAAGCAAAGGUGGAUUGGACGCCGGAGCUUCACCGGAAAUUCGUUCAAGCGGUAGAGCAGCUGGGCAUUGACAAGGCAGUGCCGUCCAGGAUACUCGAGAUCAUGGGGAUCGACUCCCUCACGCGCCAUAACAUUGCCAGUCAUUUGCAGAAGUACCGUUCCCACAGGAAGCACAUGCUUGAAAGGGAGGUGGAGGCAGCGACCUGGACGCAGCGGCGACAGAUGUACGCUGCCGGAGGAGCCCCCAAUGGCGUGAAGAGGCCCGAUUCUAACGCGUGGACCGUGCCGACCAUCGGCUUCCCUCCGCCACCGCCGCCGCCGCCCCCUCCUCCUCAUCCGAUGCAACACUUCGGAAGGCCGCUGCAUGUCUGGGGCCAUCCAACGCCAACGGUGGAGUCACCCCGGGUGCCAAUGUGGCCUCGGCAUCUCGUGCCCCGCACCCCGCCGCCGCCGUGGGCUCCUCCGCCGCCGCCAUCUGACCCGGCGUUCUGGCACCAUGCUUACAUGAGGGGGCCUGCACACAUGCCGGGCCAGGUGACUCCCUGCGUGGCAGUGCCAAUGCCAGCAGCGCGUUUCCCUGCUCCACCCGUGAGGGGUGCUUUGCCAUGUCCACCUCCAAUGUACAGACCUCUCGUUCCUCCAACACUCGAUACGCAGCUUCAGCUACAGACACAGCCAUCAAGUGAGAGCAUAGAUGCAGCAAUAGGUGAUGUUUUAACGAAACCGUGGCUGCCACUGCCCCUGGGACUGAAGCCCCCUUCGGUAGACAGUGUCAUGGGCGAGUUGCAGAGGCAAGGUGUAGCAAAUGUGCCGCCAGCUUGUGGAUGA
Messenger RNA from Miscanthus lutarioriparius, 1374 nucleotides. The record is from the annotation of a GenBank genome assembly. Lineage: Eukaryota; Viridiplantae; Streptophyta; Magnoliopsida; Poales; Poaceae.